This is a messenger RNA of Penicillium taxi, 549 nucleotides long. RefSeq names its product TRAPP subunit TRS20. The coding region runs from base 1 to 549 and encodes 182 amino acids. The record is from RefSeq and is a predicted model, not a curated record. Gene Ontology annotation, biological process: endoplasmic reticulum to Golgi vesicle-mediated transport. NCBI's taxonomy places the organism in Eukaryota, Fungi, Ascomycota, Eurotiomycetes, Eurotiales, Aspergillaceae. Gene Ontology annotation, cellular component: cytoplasm; nucleus; TRAPP complex. The transcript has 2 exons.
AUGUCGUACUACUUCACCAUCCUCUCACCCUCAGACACGCCGGUGUUCAACAUUGCAUUUGGCACCUGCAAAAGCGGUGGUGAUGGCAUUGCCCGUUUUCGGUUCCCAGAUACAGCCCAGUACAUGAACCAAUUCAUCAUCCACUCCAGCCUAGAUAUUGUGGAAGAAGCUCAGUGGACCAAUGGCGCAAUGUACCUCAAGCAUAUUGACACCUACCCUCCCAAUGCAGCCUACAUUUCUGCUUUCCUGACGCCCAGUGGUGUGCGAUUUAUGCUGCUCCACCAGCCCCCGAACACUCCCCAUCCCGGCACCAGCGGUAUCGCGGGCUCAUCGAUCCUUGGCUCCUCUUCAUCCACCCGCGCCUCGUCGAGUUCAAUUGCUGCGAACCCCACCUCCCCUCAAACUGAAGAGGCUGUGCGCCAGUUCAUGAAUGAGAUCUACGAGAACUAUGUCAAAACUGCUAUGAACCCGUUCUACAAGCAGGGUAUGGAGAUCAAGAGCCCUGUAUUUCGUGCUAAGGUUACAGCUGCUGGACGCAAGUGGCUGUGA